CUCGCCCACCUGAGUCGCGAGCCGUGUGGGUGCUGGGGCGCCGGGCGGGCGGCAGCCGCGGGACUCCUGCCGGACGGGGCCGCCCCCGACGCGCGUGUGUGUGCCCGGGGCGGGUCGCGGCUGACAGGCUCCGCCCGGACGCCCCCCUGGGUUGCCGCCGCGCGGUUGGGGAGGGGGCGCAGGCUCAGCCUGGGCUGCGGGGAAGUUGGGAAAGCCGCUGGGCCGACUUAAGGGGCAAGGGUUGUGCCGGGGGUAAUUUUGCAGGGAACAGAAAGUCCGUGUCCUGUGCGGCAAGCCUGAGUGGCGCGGCUGUGGAAAUCACAGGUGGCGGGCGUGGGAGCGGGUGGGAGCCGGGAGGUGUGCAAACCAGGCUCCCUGCAUGGGCCCCCCCCCGGUAAAGCACGAGGCUUGCAGCAGGUGGGAGAAUCUCGGUGUUGACCGUGCACCUGCGUGGCCUUGGGGUGCGAAGAUGAACUGGACGUCCGGAAGGAGCGCAUCAACUCAGAGACAGAAUGACCGUGUACCAGAAGGGCUGAAGUGGAGGGGAAAUGAUGUGCCGUGGAGCAUCGGUUCCCGGGGUUCCCCCGCGUGCUUUGCCAUUUAAUGGCUGUGCAGGCGUGUCUCGCUCUUAACCACCCAUCUAGAUGCGAACGCGUGAAAGUGUUUUGGGAGCUGGAUGCACUGUGCCAAUGUGAAGUGCUAUGUGAAAGCACUUUGUGGAAAUGUGUAACAUACAUUCAUAGUCAUGGGAGUUGCAUUCAGUCAACAGAUAUUGUUGAGCUUCUGUGUGCAAGGAAGAAGGGUUAUGUUUUGAGAUGAGUGAGAUGCUUUUGUGCAUGGCCGCUUGUCAGACCUGUCAGUCUGAGAUUUACAUGCGUAGAGGCAGGAUGGAGAGUGCAAAACUGGGAUCCGUAAUUUGACCAUUGUUCUUUCUUUGUUCUCAUUUGAUUCAUAAUUGAGGAAUAUGACUUUGCAUUUUAAAGCUACGGAACAAUCAUUUUGUCUGUUGCCGUCUGAAGUAGUGAUAACAUCUGUUCAGGAGAGAGCAGCACCUUGAAGUUUUUGUAAACUGUGUGGUUGAAAACAGUUCAUUUCUUUCAAGAUAGUACCUGGCACAGGAAAGUUUUGGAAUGAAUCAAUGGCGACAAAUUGGUAAUUGGAUCACAAGAGCUGAACUUGAGUCAUAUGACACAUGGAAUUGUGCAUUUUUGAAAUAAACUACACGAACCCUUUGUGGAUGGGAUGCUUGUUGAUUUACCGUACUAUUUCAUUACUCUCGUGCGUUUUUCUUGUUUGCAAUAACUGUGGUGAUUUAAGCAAAAAAGGAAUUUCAUGAAAGACUAUUGGGGGUUCUCAGUGUUGCUUUAAAGUCUGCAGAGACUUGACUGGAAAUGGGCAGGAACCAAAUCAGAAUUCACUGCAAAAGUAGUUGGGGCUGGAUCUGGGGAGUAUAUCACUUCUGUUGCUUGAUAAUGCUGGAUUCUGCAGUAUGUACCACCAGCACCACAGGACCCUGCUGCUGCUGCUGCUCCUUGCAAAACUGGCUGUUGCUGCACAGUUAUUCUCUCAAACAUUCUUCUUUGUGAUAUUAGCUUUUAUUCGAAGUUCUCAAUGAGUGUCUUAGAUUGGCUAAACUUAGGUCACUGCCUGUACCCUAGCUGCAAGAGAGGUUGAGAAGUAUUUAGCCUUUUUAAGACAGAAGGCAGGCUUGCUCUACUUCCCACCAAUAGUUAUCCAGUGGGGAAAUCAGCAAAGAUAAACAUAGAAAAAGGGGUAUAAGUAAAUGCUAAGCAUCUCAACAAAACAAGCUAAACAGCUUCUUCAUAAUGACUAACAUACUCGUUCGUAUUUUACACACAUACACAAUAUUUGCACUUAUUUGGGAUUGCCAGGAUACACAGUUCACUUGUAUUGUGGUAGUAGGUGCUCUGUUUGAACACUCCCACUUAGUGGUGAUAGUGUUCUGAAGAGCCUGGUUGGGAGUCACUGCACCCUGAAAAUAGUGUUAGGGAGAUGUUGGUGCAUUGUCUGAUGUAGUUUUCUGCCACGGUUGAAUGCCUGUCCUUGAGGGAUGUUUCUGUAUUAUCAUGUUGUAAGUAAAAUUUGUUUCUCUGUAUUCACUGUCAGUUGUGAAGUCUUUGAAAAUACAUAGUGCAUCUUUCAAUUUUUGUGGCCCCAGUUUGUAACAUAUAGUAAGCCCUUAGUUUGUAGUAUGAAUGUCUGGCAGAAUUUUCUAACUGUCGAAGUCCUGCUGCUGCCUUCCAUCUGAAUUAAGUAUGGAAUGAAAAUGUUGGUUCGUAGCAAUAUGGGGAAGGAAAAAUCAAAAUAGAAUUAAAAAAACAUUGAUUAUAGCCAUGGUCAUGCACUGCAUAACGACAUUUUGGUCAACAAAAGACCACAUACAUGACAGUGGCCCUGUAUGAUUAUAUCAUUUUUUUAACUGUACCUUUCCUUUUUUAGAUACACAAAUAUUUAACCACUGUCUUACAGUUACCUUCAGUAUUCAGUACAGUGGCAUGCUGUGCAGGUUUAUAGCCUAGGAGCAGUAGGCAAUAUAGGCAAUAUCUGAGAGCCUAGGUGUGUAGUAGGCUAUACUACCUAGGUUCGUGCGAGUAUACUCCAUGAUAUUCCCACAACAAUGGAAUCACCUAGUGACGUCCUUCAGGGGUGUGUGACACUACUUCAGUAGUCUCCAGAAAUAAUGGUUACAAAGUUUUACACGAUUUCCUUUGGUCUAGGGCUGUUUUGAUUAGUAGCUUUAGUUCUGUAUACUUGUUUUUGUUAAUGGGUAAAGGUGAACCUGCUUCAUGGCUUAUCUUUCUUUUUUCUUCUCAUUAAGGAAUGGCUUCUGGUUUUUCAUGUUGUGCCUGGAAAAGAAAAUGAAGUAUGUAAGCUGGAGAAAAAUGGCAAUGACAGUGAAAUUGUAACCCGAACUCACUUUUUUUUUUUUUUUUAAGUUGGAGUUUUGCUCUUGUUGCCCAGGCUGGAGUGCAGUGGUGUGAUCUUGGCUCACUGCAACCUCCCCUUCUUGGGUUCAUGUGAUUCUCCUGCCUCAGCCUCCCGAGUAGUUGGGAUUAUAGGCAUGUGCCAACACACCUGGCUAAUUUUCGUAUUUUUAGUAGAGACAGGGUUUCACCAUGUUAGUCAAGCUGGUCUCAAACUCCUGACCUCAGGUGAUCGACCCACUGCAGCCUCCCAAAGUGCUGGGAUUACAGGCGUGAGCUACUGCUCCCGGCCUGAAAUCACUUGCAUUGUCCUUCGGCUGUUGCAUGCAUUUUCAGUUUGAUAGAUAUAGAAAAGGUUGAUUGACGAAUGGGUCUGGGUUACGUGUACUUCCUGUUUGCUUUGGUCAACGUAGCACAUAAAAUUCCAUUGCUAUGAUUUUAUUUGUAGACCUCCCUCCCUAGUGUAGUGAUCUAAAUCUAAUCUUUGUAUCCCCAGGGCCUAGCACAUGGGAGAUGGUAAUAAUUCAAAGGAUAAUAUUUUGGGGAACUUGAAGUCACCGUAUGUUUCUCUUUGGUUUUCUCAAGUUCCAAAUUGCCUGUAGCUUCCAUAUCAAGAGCUACUUUUUGGAAACUUUAGUGGUAGUUUCUUCUAUUGUCAUCUAGGAUUAAGGCUGAGAAUGAGGCCUAGUGCCUCCCAAGGGGAAGGAGGAUGACUUGGAAGUAGAAGUUUCAUCCCUUUCAGUCCUGGUGGAUUGUGGGAAGUGGGGGACAGAGGUAGCGAAAACAGAUUGUGAGAAAUUGUUAUCUGCUCUUAUCUGUUCUGAUCUUUUUUGGCUGGCUAAAGUUCUAGGUUUAAGGUGGGGAUGUUUAAUGGGAUGAGGGGACAGUCAGCAGUUGAAGGCCUUUUGCUCUGCUCCUUAUUUGGAAUCUUGAGAGGAGAUGUUUUGCAGGUUGGUGAUAGGCCAACAUGAGUCUGUAGCACAGCAGUGGUAGAAGGAAGUGGCUAGCUAGAUGAGCUUGUGGUAGCAGGAGAUUCUGAAAUGCUCUCAUACCACCACGAAGGAGGUGGAAGAAUUACUGGCGUGGUGGAACAGCUGGCAUCAUGACAACGGACUGUGUAACUAUAGAUUCAAGGUCAGGAUCACAGACCCCAGGGAUGAGAGCCAGCACAACCUCCCAAAAGAUGAGAUGGCACUAGUUCAGCCAUAGGACCUGAUUACCUCCUUGCAGCAGAGACCAGUGAGGUUCCAGAGAGACAAUACGGAUUCAAGGUCUUUUUGGCACUGUUCCUUCUAGGAUGUUCCUAUAAGACCUUGGAGGAAAUCUACCUGAAAGCAGUCAUUUAAAGCAGUCUGAGUAAGGAGUAAAGUCUGAGUAUGGACUAGAAGAGAUUAAGAUAUUGUUUGACAAGUUUUAAAUUUCCUGGAUAUUUAUUAGAGUAGAUAUUCGUGAGGAAUAUUAGAUUAAUCAUGGAAAAAAAUGGCACAUGUUCAGGUGACAGAUCAGAUCAGUUAUAGAAAAUAAAGCAGGCUGUAGUCCCAGCACUUUGGGUUGGGACACGUGGAUUGCUUGAGCCCAGGAGUUCAAGAUGAGCCUGUGCAACAUGGCAAAAACCCGUCUCUACUAAAAAUACAAAUAACUACCCAGGUGAAUGCCUGUAGUCCCAGCUACUCAGAAGUCUGAGGUGGGAAGAUCAGUUGAGCCCAGGAGUUGGAGGUUGCAGUGAGUGGUGAUCACAGCAUUGCAUACCAGCCUGGGCAACAAAGUGAAACCCUGUCUCAAAAAAAAAGGCAACUGCAUUUGAGUUGCAGUGUGAGUAAAUGUGACAAGGUAACAAAGGGUAAUAAAUCACUGCAUUAGGUGAGAUGAUGGAGUCUAUCUUGGCUAAGGACUGAACCUGGGGUGGAGACAGGAGGGAAUAUCUUCAUGUACGAGGGUGAGAAGAGGUGCCAGAUGCGCACAGUGGUUCAAGUCUAUCCCAACACUUUGGGAGGCCAACGCAGGCAGAUAACCUGAGGUCGGGAGUUCGAGACCAGCCUGAUCAACAUGGAGAAACCCCAUCUCUAUUAAAAAUACAAAAUUAGCUGGGCGUGGUGGUGCAUGCCUGUAAUCCCAGCUACUCGGGAGGCUGAGGCAGGAGAAUCCCUUGAACCUGGGAGGUGAAAGUUGCAGUGAGCUGAGGUUGUGCCAUUGCCCUCUAGCCUAGGCAACAAAAGCAAAAUUCUGUAUCAAAACAAAAACAAAACAGAAGAGGUGCCAGAGAAGGCAACGGCAGUGGUGACUGAAAAGUUUAAGGACAGCUAGAAAGUGGUUGCUAAGUGACUCAGCCUUAGGAGAGAUUGGAAGUAGUCUUCUAGGAGAGAAGCAUAAAUUGCCUCGUGAGAGACUAGCGAGCAAUACAGUCAGGAUGGCUAAAGGUGACCCCAAGAAACCAAAUGACAUGAUGUCUGCUUAUAGCUUCUUUGUGCAGACGUGCAGAGGACAUAAGAAGAAAAACCCAGAGGUCCCUGUCAAUUUUGCAGAAUUUUCCAAGAAAUGCUCUGAGAGGUGGAAGACAAUGUCCGGGAAAGGGAAAUCUAAAUUUGAUGAAAUGGCAAAGGUGGAUAAAGUGCGCUGUGAUUGGGAAAUGAAGGAUUAUGGACCAGCUAAGGGAGGCAAGAAGAAGAAGGAUCCUAAUGCCCCCAAAAGGCCACCAUCUGACUUCUUCCUGUUCUGCUCAGAAUUCCACCCCAAGAUCAAAUCCACAAACCCUGGCAUCUCUAUUGGAGAUGUGGCAAAAAAGCUGGGUGAGAUGUGGAAUCACCUAAAUGACAGCGAAAAGCAGCCUUCCAUCACUAAGGCGGCAAGGGUGAAGGAGAAGGAUGAGGAGGAUGUUGCUGACUGUAAGUUGAAAGGAAAGCUUGAUUGUGCAAAGUGUCCUGGUAAAGUUGCCUGGAAAAAAGUGGAAGAGGAAGAUGAAGAAGAUGGGGCGGGGGUAGGGGGAAUAAAAAAACUGUUUAUCUGUAAAAAAAAAAUUGCCUCGUGAAACGU
This is a messenger RNA of Callithrix jacchus (white-tufted-ear marmoset), 5975 nucleotides long. Lineage: Eukaryota; Metazoa; Chordata; Mammalia; Primates; Cebidae. The record is from RefSeq and is a predicted model, not a curated record.